CCCCGUCUCUCCGUGGAAGUGCCCCCUUCGCAAAGCACGCGCCACUGCCCACAAGGUCAACACCGGGCCCGUGCGAUUUAAGGGUUAAUAAUGCCCGGGCCCACCCGACGGCUCGUGUCUACGGAAACGGUGUGAAUGCCUCUCGGCAAUAAAUUUAAAGAAAUGCUCCAGCGAUCACGCCCUUUCACCGGAAAACCGACGCUGUUUCCUUCCCAUCAAUUGCUUUGACGACUCCCCCCCCCCCCCCCGCUCGCCCUCGCCGCCACUCCUUUCCGCUCAGCGGCUUUUAGGCUGAGAAAGCGCUCCCCGCCUCUUUCUGCCUACGCCGCCACGAUGAGGUUCUUUACCUGCCACCGCGGUGGGCUCCUGAGAUGGGCUUUGCUGUCCCUGUUGUCGUCGUUGUCCGAAGUUCACGGUAAUUGUGGUUCUCCAGAACGAAUUUCCUAUGCUGAGCUAAUUGGAACUCGGCAAGAAAGCUAUCCUGUUGGGACUGUGCUGCAAUACCGUUGCUUACCAGGGUAUGAAAAUAUACCUGGAACAACUCCUUCUAUUCAAUGUCAGGAUGACUCCACAUGGUCAACACCUUCUGUGUUUUGUCGAGGAAAACAAUGUCGUCCUCUAGAUAUAGAAAAUGGCAGAAUAGUAUCUGAAGUUGACCUCCGGCUUGGUGAUGAAAUAACCUUUGCCUGUGAAACGGGGUACCGAUUAAUAGGCGAAAAGUCUGUUCGUUGUGUGGCGAGGGAGAACCUGGUUGAUUGGGAUAAAGAACCCCCGUAUUGCCAAAUAAUUCCUUGUUUCCCCCCAUCUCCAAUUACCAAUGGAAUACAUACUGAAAAUGAUGAAUAUGUAUAUGGCAAUGCAGUAACAUACAAGUGUAAUGCUGAAUUCUCCCUUAUUGGAAAUGCAACUAUUACAUGUACAACUGCAGAAAAUGGUAUAGAUGGAAAGUGGAGUGGACCUGCACCUGAAUGUAAAGUGGUCCAGUGUAAGAGACCACAAAUUCAAAAUGGAAACGUGGCAGGUGGAUUCCAGGCUACAUACACAUAUGAGAAAAUUAUAAUGAUUGAAUGUAAUGCUGGCCAUACUGUGGCCGGUAACAACUUUAUUAAAUGCGGAGCUGACAAUUUGUGGCAACCUGCUAUUCCAACAUGUGUUAAAGGAAUUAUUACCCCCACUGGUCGUCCGGGAGAUGAAACUACGGGAUCUGGCAAGACUAUAGGAAUUGCUGUUGGAGCUGUACUUGCUGUUAUAUUUGUGAUUGCUGCAAUUAUUGUAGCAGUGAAAUGCAAAGAUCGCCUUAAAAAGGGGAAAACUGCCUCUCCUCCUGCCUCUCCUAAGUCUUAUCAUGUAGCCCCAGACAAAGAUCCAUCAUUGUAAGAAAAAAAGCUGUCAAGACCUUGAUCUGAUUGCACUUAACUUCUACAGUAAAAUUUCAGUAUCCUUCCAGCUGAUUAUUAUUUCCCAGCAGUUUUCCUUUCAAGAACUAGACAUGGGAAUUGAGUGGAGAUCUGAGUGGAAAGCUUCAGCAAUUGUUAUAGUUAUAGAAAUUGGCCAUACCAAUGGCUUCAUGCACCAAAUGCCUCAAUGUUUGACCUCAAGAAAACCUUGCUCACUUGGUACUAUUACUAGGCCUUCUUAGAAGAUAAAAAUGGUGUGUGGGUAUAGCCCAGUCACCCAGAAAAAAGAAAUAAAAGUAUGCUCGGGCUUGUUGGGAGCAACCUGCAGGUUAGAGAGGGUGGUGAGAGCAACAGGAAGUGCCUUUCUCAUGUGUUUGUGUAUCCUAGCUUGUUUAUAUAGUUAUUUGUAUAGUUCUCUUUGACUGAAUUUGUGUGUGUACAUUUGCCUGGUGUGUGUGUGUGUG
This is a messenger RNA of Elgaria multicarinata webbii, 1861 nucleotides long. Its product is annotated as C4b-binding protein alpha chain-like. Gene Ontology annotation, biological process: T cell mediated immunity; negative regulation of complement activation, classical pathway. NCBI's taxonomy places the organism in Eukaryota, Metazoa, Chordata, Lepidosauria, Squamata, Anguidae. The record is from RefSeq and is a predicted model, not a curated record. The transcript has 10 exons. Gene Ontology annotation, cellular component: plasma membrane. Bases 334 to 1377 code for a protein of 347 amino acids.